Molecule: messenger RNA, 4455 nt
Organism: Pseudozyma hubeiensis SY62
Lineage: Eukaryota; Fungi; Basidiomycota; Ustilaginomycetes; Ustilaginales; Ustilaginaceae
Exons: 3
Coding region: 1-4455 (1484 amino acids)
Biological process (GO): nucleobase-containing compound metabolic process; establishment of sister chromatid cohesion
Cellular component (GO): nucleus
Molecular function (GO): hydrolase activity, acting on acid anhydrides, in phosphorus-containing anhydrides; acyltransferase activity; DNA binding
Source: RefSeq, a predicted model, not a curated record
AUGCAGGCCUGCUUCGUUCUCUCCCUCUCUGUGGACGAUGCUGGUCACGGCUACUGCACGGUCGCCGCCAAGUAUGCCGUCACAAUGGAUCGUCAGAACGCUCUCAGGCUCGAUCCUCCCGGCGACAUCGUCGAUGCUGAGCUCGCCUCCCGCGAGUUCCAGUUUCCUUACCCGGAGGCUUAUUCCAUCCAGCUCGAUCUGAUGCGCCAGGUCUUUUCAACCAUCGAGGACGGCAAAGUAGGGCUGUUCGAAAGUCCAACAGGUACAGGCAAAUCGCUCUCACUCAUCUGUGCAGCGUUCACGUGGCUCAGGCGGAAUGCACAAAGGCACACUAUCGCCACCGGCGAGAUCAAUGGCGCUUCGAGCUCGACAGAGAAGGGCAGUGCAGGGUAUCAAGAGCCCGACUGGGUGGUCAAGUAUGAAAACGAGCGUCGCAGAAAGGAGGCAGAAGCGUACGAACUCGACCUCAAGGAUCGUAUCGCUGCUGCACGUGCGAAGCAAACUGCUCUCAAGAAAAGUCGUCGAGAUGGCCUUCUGGAUGCGGAAGCGAGGGCGGCCAAACGGCAACGUCGCGCAGCUGACGACGACGGCGACCAGGACUCGGACUCGGACCUGCUGAUCGACGAGGAGGAAGGCAGUAAAGGAGCGAGGGCGCUCCAACUGGCUACCUACUCCAAGGCAUCCUUGUCCGAAAAGUCAGCCGAGAUCGACUCGAAUCUCUCUCCUGCUGUUCGCGCACUCAUGCAGCAAUACGAGCUAUCACGCAAUGGCGGACGUCAGGAGGAAGACGAGCCUGAAACGCUACCUCGCAUCAUCUACGCCAGUCGGACGCAUUCGCAGCUCUCACAGUUCGUUGCCGAGCUCAGAAAGACAUCUUACGGGCAGGCGGACGUACUCGACGCAACAACGCUACCUGUCCGCACAAUCAGUCUAGGAAGUCGCAAACAGAUGUGCAUCAACGACGAAGUACAGCGUAUAGGUCGCAAAAAAGGGUCCGAAGCGAUGAACGAGCGAUGUCUCGAGCUGAUGAAGGGUAAGAAGGGUAAAGGCAAAUGUCCUUCUUUGCCUUCGUUUGACCAGGCUGGCCGUGCACAGAUUCUCGAAUUCCGAGACGCCGCUUUGGCCGAGGUGGGCGAUAUCGAGGACCUGGUCCAGUUGGGCAAGCAAACUCAAACGUGCCCCUACUUUGCCGCACGCAGCAGCGCCAAACAAGCCGAGCUGGUCACGCUCCCGUACAAUCUGCUGCUUCAGAAAGACGCCCGCAUCGCGCUUGGUAUCAGUCUCGAAGGAUGCGUCGUUCUGAUUGAUGAAGCGCACAAUCUGAUCGACACCAUCCUCUCGACGCACUCGGUGAGCGUCGACUCGCGACAAAUCGCACAAGCGUCCAAGCAGAUUGACACCUACCUCGAAAAGUUCGCCUUGAGACUGAAAGGUUCGAACGAACAGAACCUUCGCAAGGUGCGAAAAGUGCUAUCGAGUAUGUCGACCUUCUUCACAGAGCAAGCAACCACAAGCAGAAGAAACAACGAGAUGGUCAUGACAGCGGUCGAAUUAGUAAGUCGUCUAACGGGCAAUUUGGAUCAGAUCAAUCUUGUCACGCUCGAGAAGUGGCUCAAGGAAACGCAAAUCGCAAGAAAGAUCAGCGGAUACGCAGACAAGCGCAACAGAAGGGCAGCAGACCAGGCGACAGCGAUAGCACACCAGAGCAACAGGAAACGUCACGUUGCCAACAAGAGCAGACACUCGUCAACGGUCCCUGUUCCACACGCUGCUGAGGAGACGGAACCAUCUGCUGCCGGUCAGAGUGCCAUAUCCAGCAUGCAUGCGAUCGAAGCAUUCAUUCUUUCCCUUGCCAACCGUACCGAGGACGGCCGAGUCGUGCUCAGUUCUGCGACCGACACCGCGACAGGCGAGACAAUAGUACGAGCCAAAUAUCAGCUGCUCAAUCCCUCGCACGCCUUCAAAUCGCUGGUCGACGAAGCGCGCUCCGUGAUCCUAGCUGGAGGAACGAUGGAGCCCAUGUCGGACUUUCGUCAACAGUUGCUCCCCUUCGUUCCACCUGAACGUCUGCUGACUUUUUCGUGCGGUCACAUCAUACCGCCGAGCAACUUGAUGGUCUCUGUACUAUCAACCAGUCCCAAAGGACUUCCUUUCGAAUUCAAAUUCGACUCGCGUGACAACCUAGAUCUCGUUGACGAACUCGGUCGAACGCUCGCCAACCUUUGCAACGUUAUACCCGCAGGCCUAGUCAUCUUUGUGCCUUCGUAUGCAUUUCUAGACAAGGUGAUGGGAAGGUGGAAAGACGCUGCUUCAGGAGGGGUACUGCAGAGGUUGAGCAGCAAGAAGAAGAUUUUUACGGAACCGAAAACCACGAUGGAAGUGGACAAGGUGCUCGGAGAGUACACUGCUGCCAUUCGAGCAAAAGACGAGAAGACGGGAGCAUCGAGCGGCGGCGCUAUCAUGUUUGCCGUGGUCGGUGCAAAGCUGUCGGAGGGUAUCAACUUUUCGGACGAUCUGGCUAGAGGUGUAGUCAUGGUCGGGAUGCCGUUCGCCAAUAUGCAAAGUCCCGAGCUAGCUGAACGGAUGAAGUACAUUCGCGAGCUUGCGGCCAAGCACGAAGCAACUGGAAGUGACUCGAAGACCAGUAAGACAGCUGAUCCUGGUCAUGAGCUAUACACCAAUCUAUGUAUGAAAGCGGUCAACCAGUCGAUCGGUCGAGCUGUUCGCCACCGAAAUGACUAUGCGGCGCUCAUCCUUCUCGAUCGUAGAUAUGCACGUCCCGAGAUCAAGCAGCGUCUACCUGGAUGGAUCCGCGACCAGGUGACUGUCGCCGACCGCUUCGCCUCUGCCCACUUUCGCAUCGACGUCCGCUCCUCCACCAUCAUACUUGUCGGCAUCGUCGCGCACACAAUGCUAGCCAGAUCAGCCCUGCGUCGCAGCCUCAGGCUGACAGGAGCUCCAGCGUCCACAGCCACACUCAAAGCAGGCUGUUCUUCACCGCGACUGGUCAAGCGAAACUACGUCCAGCAGUCGGCAUCCAUCCCUAUCGUCGUAGGGAGCUCAUCGACAUCGCUUCGAAGCUUCGCGACCACUCCUCGAAGGCAGGCUACCGAGAUCAAGCCUUACCUGCUUGCCGAUGUGGGAGAGGGCAUCACAGAGUGCGAGAUCAUCAAGUGGUUCGUUCAACCGGGCGCCACCGUCCAGGAGUUUGAUCCCAUCUGCGAGGUCCAGUCCGACAAGGCGAGUGUAGAGAUCACAUCGAGGUAUGCCGGAAGGAUCAGGCGGCUGAUGCACAAGGAAGGCGAUGUGGCUAGAGUUGGACAUCCGUUGUGUGAGAUCGAGAUGGAAUCCGAGGGGGCUGCUGAAGCGGAGCAGGCGGAAGAAGAGGUUCAGAUCACGGGCGUCUCCAGCGAUUCUGAGUUCAAAGCUGUCGACAUGGAAGGUUUCGUAUCGGCUGAACACAAGCACUCCAACGGUGGUGGUCAUGCAGCGAACAAUGGAAAGGACGUUUUGGCCACACCUGCGGUAAGAAGAGUGUCGAGGGAGCACAAUGUCGACUUAUCCCAGGUGAAUGGCACAGGUCGCGAUGGAAGGAUCACCAAGGAGGACGUACUCAAUCACGUCUCCAACGGUGCCUCCUCUUCCUCCGCAUCAAGCUCUUCCACCUCUGCUCCGUCUCCUGCUGCACCCGGAAUCACCGAAACCAUCGACCUUACACCAGUCCAGAGAGCCAUGUUCAAAGCCAUGACCGCCACACUCUCCACCCCCCACUUCGCCUACUCUGACGAGAUCGACGUGACCGACCUGGACAAGGUUCGCGUCCUACUCUCUCAAUCUAUCCCGGACCGCUUCGCUCAAGCCGGCGAUGCAUCCUUCACCAAGCUCACUCUGCUGCCUCUGCUGGUCAAGGCGAUGAGUCUUGCCCUUCACGAUCAUCCCAUGUUCCGCUCCACGCUCAACAGCGAUCAGAAGCUCGUCCGUCGUUCAUCGCACGACAUUUCCAUCGCCCUCACCAGCAAGGUCGGAUUGCUGACUCCUUGCAUCACCGACGUCCAAGCCAAAUCGAUCUACGACCUUUCCGCAUCCAUCACUCGGCUACAGACCGUUGCAUCGUCGUCGAAAGGCCUUUCCCCCGCCGAUCUCAAGACGACGGGCACCAUUACAUUAAGCAACGUAGGUGCCGUCGGCGGUGGAACAUACACCCAUCCUCUCCUGCCUCCUACCGGACAACUGGCAAUCGGUGCUUUGGGCAGAAGCAGAGUCCUCCCCAGAUUCGCGUCCGAAAUCCCCUCCCUCGCCACCUCGGAUCCAGACAAGAUCGUCCGAAGACUCAUUAUGUCCGUCUCCUUCGCCGGCGAUCACAGAGUCGUAGAGGGCGCAGACCUCGCACGACUCGUAAACAGGUGGAAGCUGCUCGUCGAAAACCCUUCCCUCUGGUUGGGCCUCUUGGCCUGA